AUGCCUCGCGAAAUCCAGGAUAUCAAGAACUUCAUUGAGGUUUGCAGACGCAAGGAUGCUUCCUCUGCUCGCAUCAAGCGCAACAAGAAGACUUCGACUGUCAAGUUCAAGGUCCGCUGCCAAAAAUACGUCUACACUCUCGUCUUGAAGGAUUCCGAGAAGGUUGAGAAGCUCAAGCAAUCGCUGCCACCUAGUAAGGACCCACCAAGACCGCAGACUCGCAUCCCAAUCCAAUGCCUUGUUCGAAAUACAAGCUUGACUAACCUACAAAUCAAAGGUCUCACAAUCGCCGACACACCAAAGAAGAACGCAAAGGGCAAGAGACAAGCAUAG
This is a messenger RNA of Lachnellula hyalina, 333 nucleotides long. It is a transcript of the gene rpl-38, whose product is annotated as 60S ribosomal protein. NCBI's taxonomy places the organism in Eukaryota, Fungi, Ascomycota, Leotiomycetes, Helotiales, Lachnaceae. Gene Ontology annotation, biological process: protein-RNA complex assembly; translation. Gene Ontology annotation, molecular function: structural constituent of ribosome. Bases 1 to 333 code for a protein of 110 amino acids. Gene Ontology annotation, cellular component: ribosome; cytosolic large ribosomal subunit. The transcript is spliced from 4 exons. The record is from RefSeq and is a predicted model, not a curated record.